GAUUUGCCGCGCUGCUCCUCCGCCUUCCAUGCGUCCGCCGCCCUCGCUCCUCCCUCGCCGGCUCCAGAGCCCCGCCUCAAUCCCAGGGAGGAAGGAGGGGGAGAGGCGGAGCGCAUGAGCUGCCGCCGCCGCCACCACCGCCGCACACUGGAGCCAUCGAGCCUGGAGCGAAGGCAAAAAAAAGAAGAAGAAGCAGGCAGGUAGCGAAGAAGCCGGAGGAAGGAAAGCAAACAGAGCAGCGGGCGGCCGGGCUAGCCCUGGCAGGCAGCGGCAACGGGAAAACGUAUUUGAUGUGAUAUCACCUGGCUGGUUCAGCCAUGACUCUAUGUCCCUUAACGGGCGUUUGGGAAAACCUCUAGCAGGUGCUGUUCACACGGAUGAAAUAUCUUAUAUGCCAAGCUUCUCAGUAUUUGAAUAGACCACAUCAUGCGUGAGUACAAGCUAGUGGUCCUUGGCUCAGGUGGUGUAGGCAAGUCUGCUUUGACUGUGCAGUUUGUUCAGGGAAUUUUUGUUGAAAAAUAUGACCCCACAAUAGAAGACUCUUACAGAAAGCAAGUGGAAGUAGAUUGCCAACAAUGUAUGCUUGAAAUCCUCGAUACAGCAGGGACAGAGCAAUUUACCGCAAUGAGGGAUCUGUAUAUGAAGAAUGGUCAAGGAUUUGCACUAGUUUAUUCUAUUACAGCACAGUCCACGUUCAAUGACCUACAAGACCUGAGGGAACAGAUCUUAAGGGUCAAGGACACUGAAGAUGUGCCCAUGAUUCUGGUUGGCAAUAAAUGUGAUUUGGAAGAUGAACGAGUAGUUGGCAAAGAACAGGGACAGAAUUUAGCAAGACAGUGGUGUAACUGUGCCUUUCUAGAGUCAUCUGCAAAGUCUAAAAUCAAUGUUAAUGAGAUCUUUUAUGAUCUUGUCAGACAGAUAAAUAGAAAAACACCAGUGGAAAAGAAGAAGCCUAAAAAGAAGUCUUGUCUGCUGCUUUAGACCCACAGCAUGCAGCAGCUCUGAGCCAGGAUCGCAGGAAUGAAGAACUGUUGCCUAAUUUGGAAAGUGCCAGCAUUCCAGAAAUUCAAAAAAGCUACAUCACAAAUUGACAUCAUAUCUGAAGAGGCUUCUGUUUUUAUAUAUUAUGUGAAGAAAUUAGAUCUUACAAAGGUUUGCACAAAGGUCCCUGAGGAAAAAAAUAAGAAAAUAAAAUUGCUCUGUGUAUAACUCUUGGAAUUAAAGACAAUAGUACUUCUCUUUUGCAAUAGCAGUUAACAAUGUGAUAAUAAAUAUAAUUGACUCUAGUUGUAUGAUUAUACAAGAGCAUGGAUGCAUUUCAAAUGUUAGAUAUUGCUAUUAUAAUUUCAUAUUGACCUCUUCCCAUAAUCCUGUGCCCAUCAAGCACUAAAAAUGAUCAGUCAUUAAUAUUUGAUAUCUAUCAUGAUAGAUACAACUAUACAAAUUAUACUGUUCAUAUUCACUGCAGCGAGUCAUUUCCAAGUCAUUGACUUCAUUUUAUAUUUAAAAAGUUAUGGACUAUCAUUAUUUUCAUUCUGCCCUAUAUUCUAAUUAAAAUUGUGCAUUAUGCUUUGGAAACAAAUGGGUCUUUUAUAGGAAAAUAAACUGGGAUAACUGAUUUCUAUGGCUUUGAAAGCUAAAAUAUAUAAUAUACUAAACCAAUUCUAAUAUUGCUUCUUGUGUUUUACUGUCACAGAUUAAAUUACAGCUUUUAUGAUUGAUUAAAUUUUAGUACAUUUCCACUUUGUUUGUUUGUUACUCUUUUAGGUUGCAAGUCUCGGUUUUAAUUGAAAAGGUGAAAAAUAUUUGUAAUAGUAAAUACAAGUAAAUACACUAGUAGUUCCCA
Thamnophis elegans (Western terrestrial garter snake) is the source of this 1846-nucleotide messenger RNA. It is a transcript of the gene RAP1A, whose product is annotated as RAP1A, member of RAS oncogene family. Gene Ontology annotation, biological process: Rap protein signal transduction; cellular response to cAMP; negative regulation of synaptic vesicle exocytosis. Gene Ontology annotation, cellular component: plasma membrane. NCBI's taxonomy places the organism in Eukaryota, Metazoa, Chordata, Lepidosauria, Squamata, Natricidae. The transcript has 10 exons. Gene Ontology annotation, molecular function: GTP binding; GDP binding; GTPase activity. The record is from RefSeq and is a predicted model, not a curated record. Bases 427 to 981 code for a protein of 184 amino acids.